Molecule: messenger RNA, 947 nt
Organism: Lathyrus oleraceus (garden pea)
Lineage: Eukaryota; Viridiplantae; Streptophyta; Magnoliopsida; Fabales; Fabaceae
Product: V-type proton ATPase 16 kDa proteolipid subunit
Exons: 3
Coding region: 182-676 (164 amino acids)
Biological process (GO): proton transmembrane transport
Cellular component (GO): proton-transporting V-type ATPase, V0 domain
Molecular function (GO): proton-transporting ATPase activity, rotational mechanism
Source: RefSeq, a predicted model, not a curated record
AUAACAACACACGCGGUGUAUGUGAUAACAAACAUAGCGGGUGACCACUCAAGAAACUUCCUUUGGUCCAAUCCAAAACAAAUAAAACUAAAAACAAAAAAUCGAUAAAUAAUAAUAAUAGAUCUAUAAUCUCUCUAUUAUCAUCUUCUUCUUUCUCAUCACAUACUCUCGUAAAACAAUAAUGGCUGGUUUCAGCGGCGAUGAAACUGCUCCUUUCUUCGGCUUCCUCGGCGCCGCCGCUGCCCUAAUUUUCUCAUGUAUGGGUGCGGCUUAUGGAACUGCGAAGAGCGGUGUUGGUGUAGCGUCGAUGGGUGUGAUGAGACCCGAACUUGUUAUGAAAUCGAUUGUGCCUGUUGUUAUGGCUGGUGUCUUGGGUAUUUAUGGUUUGAUUAUCGCUGUUAUUAUCAGUACCGGCAUUAACCCUAAGGCUAAAUCUUAUUAUCUUUUUGAUGGUUAUGCUCAUCUUUCUUCGGGGCUUGCUUGUGGUCUUGCUGGUUUGUCUGCUGGCAUGGCUAUUGGGAUUGUUGGUGAUGCUGGUGUUAGAGCAAAUGCUCAACAGCCGAAGCUUUUUGUCGGUAUGAUUCUCAUUCUCAUCUUUGCUGAAGCAUUGGCAUUGUAUGGUCUCAUUGUUGGCAUCAUCCUCUCUUCCCGUGCUGGCCAAUCCAGAGCUGAGUAAUAUCAAUUUUAUCAUUGCUUGUAGGGCACAUAGCCACAGAUUCAUGUAUUGUGAACUUUAUUAGAGACUUGGGCAGAGUAAGGGUGGAGCUUUGUCAUGUUUUUCUUUCUUCUUAUGUAGUCAUUAUAAAAUUAACUCUCCUAUGGAAUAAAGCCUAUCAAACUAUUUCCCUGGCAUUAUUGUAUUUAUUGACGUUGAGUCAAACUAGAUUAGUGAUCUUUGUAAGAAACAUUUUGUUUGUGUUGAUUUCAAUAAUAUUUAGUUGUGUUUA